AUGGAUGAAUUCAACAUGACUGAUUUGGGGAAGAUGAGAUAUUUUCUUGGCAUUGAAGUGAUGCAGAAUGCUGAUGGCAUCUUUAUAUGUCAAAGAAAAUAUGUUGUUGAGUUGAUCGAGAGGUUUGGGAUGCAAAAUUACAACUCUGUUUGCAAUCCAAUAGUCCCUGGACAGCAGGUUGGUCGAGAUGAAGCUGGUGUGAAGGUCGAUUCAACGCUAUAUAAGAAAAUGGUGGGCAGCUUAAUGUAUCUCAUAGCCACACGACCUGACUUGAUGUUUGUGGUAAGUCUUAUUAGUCGUUUUAUGGCAAAUCCUACCGAGUUGCACUUUACUACUGCAAAAAGAAUCAUGAGGUACUUGAAGGGGAACUCUGGAAUUUGGGAUAUGAUAUCAACGUGA
Messenger RNA from Cucurbita pepo subsp. pepo (vegetable marrow), 399 nucleotides. The record is from RefSeq and is a predicted model, not a curated record. Lineage: Eukaryota; Viridiplantae; Streptophyta; Magnoliopsida; Cucurbitales; Cucurbitaceae.